AUGAAUACCCCUCUUACAUGCACAUUAAGACGGCUUAUAAAUAAAAAUAAGUUAUACCAAGGAUUUCUUUUUGCGCGGUCUUUAAAUACAAUAACAAACAAACCAAUCCGAUCUCCUCUGGAUGAAUACCAGAGGUUAGUAAAAAUUAACCAACUAAAAGAUGAUCCUUUUCAAAGGUCUAUUCUAAAAGAUUUAGAAUCGUUACAUACUGAUUUACUCAAUUAUAUGUCCCCAACUCUACCAAAUCAUAAACCUAUUAAUCAUAAAUAUGGUUCCAUUUUUAAUAAGUUUGCAUCUAUUUUAAAGAACAAAAAUAAUCCUAAAAAUGGACAAAUUAAACUAAAUAUACCAAAGGGUAUCUACCUAUACGGUGAUGUAGGCUGUGGUAAAACAAUGCUAAUGGAUUUAUUUUAUAAUACAAUACCAAGCCAUUUAUCAAAAAGAAGAAUUCAUUUCCAUCAAUUUAUGCAAACAAUUCAUAAAAGAUCUCAUGAUCUUAAAACUGAAUUAGAACAGGAGGCAAAGAAGUCAAAGAAUGUUGAUACAGAUCCAAUCCCUACUUUAGCUUGGGAAAUUGCAAGAAAUUCAAGAAUAUUAUGUUUUGAUGAAUUCCAAGUUACUGAUGUUGCUGAUGCAAUGCUAUUAAGAAGAUUGUUAAUGAUGCUAAUUUCAAAUGAUCAUGGUGUGAUCUUGUUUGCCACCUCAAAUAGAAAACCUGAUGAUCUUUAUAUAAAUGGUGUUCAAAGAGAUAGCUUUAUUCCUUGCAUUGAGUUAAUUAAGAAUCAAACAAAUGUGAUAUGCUUGGAUUCGAAGACUGACUAUAGGAAGAUUCCUAAACCUAUAUCCUCAGUUUAUUAUUUCCCUAACCCUGAUGAGCUAUAUGAUUCAAAAUUAGUUCAAACAAAGAGAAUUAAUCAUGUCAAUGAAUGGUAUCAUUAUUUUGGUCAAAUUGAUAGCGAUGCUUCUCAAAGUACAACCUCCAACGAUGUUCAUACCACUCAUUAUAAUUUUAAAUUAACCACAUGGGGUAGAGAGUUAAAUGUACCAAAAUGUGUUCCUCAAAGAGUGGCCCAAUUUACUUUCAAAGAACUAUGUGGAAGUCCUCUUGCAGCCGGUGAUUAUUUAACUUUAGCAUCUAACUUCAAAUCAUUUGUUGUUACAGAUAUUCCAUACUUAUCUAUCUAUGUUCGUGACGAAAUCCGUAGAUUUAUUACAUUUUUAGAUGCAGUAUAUGAUAACGGUGGUAAACUAGCAGUCACAUCCGCUUCUGAUUUCUCACAUUUAUUCGUGGAGGCUGAGGACAUUUUGAACGAUUUUCAAUUGAAACCAAAAGAUCAGAUUGAAAAAAACAUUGCAAAAUUAAAUACUCUAAAAAAAGAGGAGAUUAAAAAAGAUAAAGUUUCAGAAGUUGAUUUAAUUGAAGAACACGGGUUUUCAAAAGAUGUAGCCCAUACUGCGGCUAGAUUUUUUGUAGAUGAGGAACGAUUUGCAUUUGCUAGAGCUUUGAGUAGAUUAUCUCAAAUGAGUUCUACUGAAUGGGUCGAAAAAUAG
Messenger RNA from Henningerozyma blattae CBS 6284, 1551 nucleotides. It is a transcript of the gene AFG1, whose product is annotated as Afg1p. The record is from RefSeq and is a predicted model, not a curated record. NCBI's taxonomy places the organism in Eukaryota, Fungi, Ascomycota, Saccharomycetes, Saccharomycetales, Saccharomycetaceae. The coding region runs from base 1 to 1551 and encodes 516 amino acids. Gene Ontology annotation, cellular component: cytoplasm; mitochondrion. Gene Ontology annotation, molecular function: ATP binding; ATP hydrolysis activity. Gene Ontology annotation, biological process: protein quality control for misfolded or incompletely synthesized proteins. The transcript has a single exon.